UCACCACCUUGGAUGUAGCCACAGUGUUCAGCAUGCAGACUAUUAAGACGGUGGAGACCCAAGUGCCCUUUCUUAAAGAGAGUUUCUUUACCACCACUUUCAAAGGCAGGAGGAAGAGCAGUGUAACCAACAUCCUCCGGAAACAACAACAGCACUCACUCCUGAAUCUACAACAGCAGCAUCAACAAUGCAUUUUAGAGCAGCAGCAUCCUGCAUCCAUUCUUUCCCCUGCGGUCGAAAUUGGACAAGGACCGAGCACUCCAGAGCAUCAACGCCUUGCUCGCUCAAAAAGCAGCCCGUUAUGCAAGACGGCAGAGCGUGCAGGAGCAGAUGGGGAUAGAAAGGAGGAGCAAAAAGGGAGGACGGAUCAGAGAGUGAGCGAGCAUGAGCUGGGGAGGAGGGAGGGAGAGCGGGGAGUGAGUGGUAGUGAGCCCGCGGCUGUCAGUGCCAGUCUCCUCCUACUUUCAUCAUCAGCAUCAGCAGCACUGGGGGAGGCAGCAUCAUUCUCACAGCUGCCUCUAACUGUGGUGGGCAGACAGCAGGGAUCAGAUAGCUGUGAAAGGGCUCUGACCAACAGAAAACCAGCAUUAGUAGCAGCCCCGGAGGAAUCACAGCAUGCCCAGCAGCUUCGACCCCAGCAACAUGGCCUGUUAGCCAAGGGUGUCCGCUUGCUCAGGAACAUGGGGAACCAGGAGGCAAAGCAGAAGAAAGGAGCGGGAAAUGGUGGAGCAGCAGGAGAUGCAGCCUGUGACGAUGAUGCUGAUGAGAGGGAAGUGGACAAGAAAUCCAAAAAGUCCCACAGUAAGUCGAGCAAAGGUGGGGGAGAAAAUAGCAAUAAGAAGAAGUCAAAGUCAGAAUCGAAGGGUUCUGUGUUUUCUGGCAUGAAGAUUAGGAAGAGUUUAUCGAAGGCCAAGGGGUUGUCCAAGGAUGACAUGCUGGAAGAUGGCAGGUCAGCACCCUCGGGCAAAUCAGGGCUCAAGCCUGGUGUAGAGGCGAGUCUGUCAGCUGACGAGAUUGGCUUUCUAUCAGAUGUGGAGGGGGAUCCAAGCCACUUGACUGCAGACAGUCACUAUUCGUUGGUAGAAGAAACUUGUAGGAAAACAAGUUCAGGCUCGGAUGCUGACCUCUACAGUUUUCACUCAGCAGCUGCUGAAAAUGAAGACCUGCUCUCCGACAUCCAGCAGGCCAUUAGAGACCAAUGUGUCGCCAGUGAAAAGGUACUGGAAAUGGUGGCUGAAAGUUUGAUCUCUGAGAGGGACAAACCCCCUGAGAAAGUACCGUCUGAGCUGUGUUCUGAUCUGGAUACAGAUGUUUCCGCUCCCACCGUUGCCAGAGAAUGUGUGCCUCUAGAAGAGAAUCAGAAAUUAGAGAACGACAGUCGCGAAAUACCCAUAUCAAGGAAUUCAUCUGGUCCAGGAUCCUUGAGUGGGAGUGGUCCACCAUCAUCAACCCCAGACACAGAAAGAAGCAGUGGUAGCAUUUUCCCCAAAACAAACAGCACAUAUAGCUUCCAUGAAACUACCACCACCACCAACACCUCAUAUGAGAGCGCUGAGGAGCCCCAGGAUGACCUGGAGAGUCCCGUUUUGCACCCAAAUGGUCAAGGAACUCUGUGUGUGCCAUGUGUCAGGUUGGAUCCUGUGGUGGCAGGAGCAGGGCCGAUUGGGUGUCACAAGAGUGUGAGUAGCAUGGACUUGUCAAUUGAGAGGGAGGGGGAGGAGGAAGACAUUCGAAGACGUGACUUCCUGUCACUGAAAAGGAGGAAGAGUAGUAUGUCUUUCAGCCAGUUAACACCGGACAUCAUCCCUAGUUCUCAGACGAGACGGAAGUCCUCAACCUCCCCGUCCACUGUCAAACUCUACCCUCCAGUCCACCCCUCUUAUGUUAAGACCACUACCAGGCAACUCACCUCUCCAAUUGGCUCUCCCAUUACCAGCCCCAAUGUGCCCAGGAAAAUAGAUGUCACCAUUGGUGCAGUGGAGUCCAGCAGGGCCCAACAAUUUAGGAGGCACAAGCAGAGGUCCUGCUCCAUUGCCGGGCCACUCGGAGUGUCCACGGACUGGCUCACAGAGCUGGAUGAGCUAAGAGCAAGGCAGGGUGAUGGAGCCAAAUUCUCAGAGCCGGAGACAAUAGAAAAGAGUCAAGCAAGCGGGACUUACUGGACUCUGGGCUCCAGGAGAGCACAUCAUGGAAGGAAGAGUUCCAUGUCCACAGGACCCUACCUUGAUGUCUUCUCUGGUCGCACUCUGUUGGACCGGCUGUGCACGCGUCAUGGAGAUGGCUCUACAGAAGAGGAGGCGAAGGAAUUCUGUCACCGAAUGUUGGUCCAAGGUCUGCUGCACCCCUUCAAUGACAGCACCGCAGAGCUACACGGUGAAAGCACUGUAUCCACAGUCUUCAAUGAGGAGCAGCUGUACACGUGGGCCACUGUAGGCCUGCCAGUGUCUUCUCACCUGUGGGAGCUGUAUGGGGGGCGGACCACAGGCAGAGAGCAGAGCUUCAGAUCCACUUUAAAUCAGUCAUCAGCUAAGACCCCAGGAGCCCUCCACUCUCAGACAGAAUCAUGCAGGUUGAAAUCAGGUCAGUCUUCCUCGGAGGAUGAAAGCUGUCUCAUCCCUCAGCUGGAGAGGACCAUCGAUGACCUGCGGAUUAAGAUCGCUCUAUUGCAGGGCCAGCAGGCCUCCUUGGCUAAGGGCGGCCCUGAUAAUACUGGAGCCCCAGGCUCUUCACAGAUGAGAAGGGGGCUGUUAGCAAAGACGAGCAAGGAAAUAUCUGUGCAGACGUCGCCCGUGGAGGAGGGGUUUAAGUUUGUGCCUUCCAGCGGAGGAUCAGGGGCUGUGUCAUCCUCUGUUUCAUCCGCCAUCCCCAAAUCUGAGAGUUUUGUUUGCAUGUGCCAGCAGAAGACUCAAAGCAGCCUCCAACCACCGCCUCCUCCUCCUCCAAUCUUUGGUGGUGCUCCCCCUCCUCCACCUCCUCCUCCACCACCUUUACCAGGAGGUGUUGCCCCUCCUCCACCACCACCUCCCCCUCCCUUACUUGGACUUGGAUCCUGUCCACCACCACCACCUCCACCUCCUCCACCACCAGGUUUUGGUCCUCCACCUCCCCCUCCCCCACCUGGUUUUGGCCCUCCACCGCCACCCCCUCCACCUGGAAUGGGCCCCCCUCCUCCACCCCCACCCCCAGGCUUUGGGCCUCCACCUCCACCAGGCCUCAUGCCCUCUAUGAUGGUGCAGGAAGCUGCCCCUGCCAAGGCAGCAAUCGAGCCCCCCAAGCCAAUGAAGCCGCUGUACUGGACCCGCAUACAGCUGCAUGCUAAAAAACCCAUAGGCUCAAUUGUGUGGGAGAAAAUCGAAGAACCAAGUGUGAACUUUGAAGAAUUUGUGGAGCUAUUCUCCAAAAGUGCUGUUAAGGAAAAGAAAAAGCCAAUUUCGGACACAAUCAGCAAGUCCAAGGCCAAGCAGGUGGUGAAGCUCUUGAGCAACAAGCGUUCGCAGGCUGUGGGUAUUCUCAUGUCCAGCAUUCACCUUGAUAUGAAGGAUAUCCACAAUGCCGUCCUCAAUAUGGACAACACUGUCGUCGAUCUGGAGACUCUGCAUGCCCUGUAUGAAAAUAGAGCUCAAGCUGAUGAGAUGGACGGCAUUAACAAGCAUAUUAAAUCAUCUAAAGACAAGGAGGAUGCCAAACCUCUCGACAAGCCUGAACAGUUUCUAUUCCAGCUAUCCCAAAUCCCCAACUUCUCUGAGAGAGUGUUCUGCAUCCUGUUUCAGUCGACUUUCCACGAAUGUAUCACCUCAAUCCUCCGUAAAGUAGAAAUCCUUCAGAGAGUCUGCAAGAAUCUCCAGACUGGCGAGUGUGUACUGCAGGUGCUUGGCCUGGUGCUGGCCUUUGGCAACUUCAUGAACGGAGGUAACCGGUCUCGAGGGCAGGCCGACGGCUUCACCUUGGACAUUCUGCCAAAACUGAAGGACGUGAAGAGCAGUGAUAACUCCCAGAGUCUUUUGUCCUACAUCGUUGCUUACUAUCUAAGGCACUUUGAUGAGGAUGCUGGCAGAGAGACGUGUGUGUACCCUCUACCUGAGCCCCAGGACCUUUUUCAGGCCUCCCAGAUGAAGUUUGAGGACUUUCAAAGAGAUCUGCGCAAGCUGAAGAAAGACCUUAAUGCGUGCUCAAGUGAGACGGAGAAAGUUUGCCAGUCAUCCUCUGAAGAGGACCGGCAGCCCUUUAAGGACAAGAUGGACGAAUUUCUAAGCAAAGCUAAAACGGAGCUGGAAACACAAGAGGAGCAGCUGGCAGACACUCAUAAGAUCUUCUUGGAGUUGAGCGUGUCAUUCUCCGUUAAACCAAAGGCUGGAGAGAAGGAGGUCUCUCCCAACACUCUGUUCUCUGUUUGGCACGAGUUUUCCACUGAUUUUAAAGACCACUGGAAGAAGCAGAAUAAGAUGAUGUUAAAGGAACGGGUCAAAAUGGCUGAAGAGUCCUUCAAACAGGCCAAGGAGAAGGCCUCCUACAAUGUGAAACCCAAACAUGCAACUGGAAUAAAAGCAAAGCUGGGUCAGAAGUUCUGAAGCAAGAGGAUGGAAAACGAUCAUCAAGCAGCCUAUUGCACAAGCACAGUUUGUACAGUCUUGCAUAGAUUCAUUGGAAGUUUGUACGAAUUUGCCUCCAAUAUUUGAUUUCAAUUAACUUUGACUUGUUUUUUUAUUGUGAGACCCUUCAAACUGGAUAUUUUUGUUUAAAAGUAGAAUGAAAGAUCACCUUUCCACAAACGUCCAUUUUUAAAGGGGCUUUAUGUAACUUAUAAAAAUACUGCGUUUGUAGCGAUACCUCAUGGGCGUUAGUGCAAACUGCACCAGUAACCUGUUGCUCGCUCUCCCUCGCGUGCUCGUCAUACACUCGAUGCUCGUACGUACACAAACGAGCAUCAUCAUCGGCCGGGAAACACUGGAUAUUUACCGGCAUAAUGUUUACAGGGGAGGUAAGUGGUCAUACACAUGUGAAAGUCUGUGAAGGAGUCUGUGUGUCUGUAUUCAUUCUACAUCCUACAAACGACAGUCUCGGCAGGCACUGGCUGAGAGCAGGAGUGUGUGAUGAGUUUGUUCACCUUUGAGAGCUCUUAGGGCGGAUAGAAGUGUGUGGAAGGCGGCCUCUGGCUGUGGAGGUGAAGACCGGGAGUGUGUGAUGAGUUUGUAAUGUUGAUCUCUGUAAGCGUAGCGGAGUGAGGAGGACGUUGAGAACGUUCAUAAAAAGUCACUUCCUGGAGCUUUCGUGGAAAAUAAGACCCGGGGAAAAAUUUUAUACAGGCAACACAGAUAAGACAGUGAACAUCUACUUUUUCACAUCAGUUAACCGUUCGCUUAUUAAUGGGCGAUAAAAAAAACGAUUUAUACAUACAUACAAAAGUUACAUAUAGCCCCUUCAAAUGAAAUAUUUCUGCAAUGAGUAAAUGUAGUGGUUUCAUAUUGAAGAAGAUGCCAGAAAUCUUCCAUUGCAUCCUGAACUUGGUAGCGAUAUAAUAUCGAAGCUUUCUCAUUGUUUAUAAGCCGUAUGUAGCCUGUUUUCUUUAGUGCAAUUCCUAGCCUGGUUUACUAGAAAGGCAUGAACAUGUCAGCUUUAUAUCUUCCUUAAAGGUGAAAAGCACAAGAUUUUAUACGAUUUCUACACGGUAGGUAACGAUUAUCAGUGCCUUAUUGCAAAGCACAGAGGUCAAAUGAGUGCUGUCGAACUGAGCUUCUUUCUGAGACAUAUCCAUUAUUAAAUGUUGCGUGCAUAAUGAAGAAAAAUCUGUUUUACAUGGACUGAAAUACGAUAAUUGUACAUUCCUUUAUUGUGAUAAUUAUACAGCACAUUCUCUGUUGUGGUUCAAUAUCCAUAAAGGCCAUGCAUACCUACUGUUAGUGGUGUGACCUGAAGCAGACGUACUUGUGUUUUAUUCAGCACUUUUGUCUACUUGCUUUGUUUUAAGCAAAAUCCCAUGUACUUAGUUUGUGCCUUUCCUGCUUUGUGUGAGCGUGUGAACUCCCAACAACAACAGGAUUAUGUGACGUGACGUUCAUGUGCAAUACCAACGAUAUGUUUGAUUGGAAAGCCUUCCCCAUACAAACAUAUAUUUAUUAAAUAAAAGACAUAACAUCAA
Messenger RNA from Labrus mixtus (cuckoo wrasse), 6136 nucleotides. RefSeq names its product formin 2a (gene fmn2a). Gene Ontology annotation, cellular component: cytoplasm; endoplasmic reticulum membrane; nucleus. The coding region runs from base 33 to 4568 and encodes 1511 amino acids. The transcript has 17 exons. Lineage: Eukaryota; Metazoa; Chordata; Actinopteri; Labriformes; Labridae. Gene Ontology annotation, biological process: intracellular transport. The record is from RefSeq and is a predicted model, not a curated record.